Molecule: messenger RNA, 1453 nt
Organism: Daktulosphaira vitifoliae (grape phylloxera)
Lineage: Eukaryota; Metazoa; Arthropoda; Insecta; Hemiptera; Phylloxeridae
Gene: Cth
Product: cystathionine gamma-lyase
Exons: 7
Coding region: 169-1365 (398 amino acids)
Biological process (GO): transsulfuration
Cellular component (GO): cytoplasm
Molecular function (GO): pyridoxal phosphate binding; cystathionine gamma-lyase activity
Source: RefSeq, a predicted model, not a curated record
UAGGAUGUACAUUGUAUCACCAAAACAUUAUUAAGUGGUUAGCUACUCUAUUAGUUUCAAUUCACUGGUAGUUGUUAUUUACCAGCCACGUGCUUACCUCUGUAAUUGCCAAACAACAGUUUUGCGGUAUUUAUUAUCCAUAAUUAUAAUCCGCAAAAUCAAAUAAAAAUGUCCGAUCCUAAUAAAAUUUUUAAAUUGGCAAUAGAUCCACAUUUUGGAACUAAGGCUAUUCAUGCUGGACAAAACCCAGACAAAUGGACAUUUCGAAAUGUUAUACCCCCAAUAUCAAUGACAACUACUUUUAAACAAAUUGCUCCAGCUAAACAUUACGGUUUUGAGUAUGGAAGAAGUGGAAAUCCAAGUAGAUCAGUAUUACAAGAGUGCAUUGCUGCUUUAGAAGAUGCUAAAUAUUGUCUCACUUAUUCGUCUGGUUUAGGGGCAACGACGGCUGUCGCACAUCUUUUGAAAUCUGGUGAUCAUGUACUAGCUGGAGAUGAUAUGUAUGGUGGCACAAACCGUUAUUUUUCAAAAGUGGCAUCAAAAUUCGGUAUUACAAUGACUCUUGUUGAUUUCACUAAAGACGUUAACAUGGAAAAAAUGAUAUUACCGGAAACAAAGUUGGUAUGGAUGGAGAGUCCUACAAACCCAUGCUUGAGGGUGAUAGAUUUAGAAAAAAUUUCGAAUUUAAUACAUAAAAUACGAAAAGAUAUAAUAAUAUUAGUGGACAAUACAUUUUUGACUUCGUAUUUUCAAAAACCAUUGACACUGGGUGCAGAUUUAGUAUUAUAUUCAUGCAGCAAAUACUUGAAUGGUCAUUCAGAUGUCAUAAUGGGUGCUGUAGUAACAAAUAGAUCAGACCUUUACGAAGAUCUUGCUUUUAAUCAAAAUUCAUUAGGUAUCAUACCUUCACCUUUUGACUGUUUUCUAGUCAAUCGUGGUCUUAAAACUCUCCACGUGCGUAUGAAGGAGCAUCAAAAAAACGGAUUAGCUGUAGCUCAAUUUUUGGAACAGCAUCCACUUGUUGAGAAAACCUUACAUCCUGGAUUGCCCUCACAUCCACAACAUAAUAUAGCCCUCCGACAGUUUAGUGGUUUUAGUGGAAUGGUUUCAUUUUACAUUAAGGGAGGCUUAAAAGAGGCCACCAAAUUUUUACAAUCUAUCAAAAUAUUUUGUUUAGCAGAGAGUCUAGGUGGCUACGAAAGUCUUGCUGACCAUCCUGCUUUGAUGACGCAUGCUUCAGUACCAGAAAAUGAACGAGCUUUUUUAGGCAUAACUGAUAAUUUAAUUCGACUCUCUGUGGGACUAGAAUCUGAACAAGAUUUAAUAGCUGACCUCGAUCAGGCUUUAAAAGCUUCUGUUAACUAAUUGUUUAUAACUAGUUUUAUAAACAUUUUCUUUGUGAAAAUGAGCAUUAUUGUUACCUGAAAAUAUUAAAUAGAAUUUUUGGUAUUUA